This is a messenger RNA of Sesamum indicum (sesame), 2262 nucleotides long. RefSeq lists its product as uncharacterized. NCBI's taxonomy places the organism in Eukaryota, Viridiplantae, Streptophyta, Magnoliopsida, Lamiales, Pedaliaceae. The record is from RefSeq and is a predicted model, not a curated record.
AUGGACGACGUCGAGAGAGCAGUACAAGAAAAACUCGAUGAGGUAAUGCCAUGGAUAGGUCUCUACAUCGCGGUAGCUUCUGCAGUAUGCACACUUGCAAUAGCAGCUGAUUUGUUCAACGGGUUACGAUUUAAGAAGUUGUGGUUCCCUUGCAAAUACUUCUCUCUGAAUGCCACUUCCUUGACAAUAUUAGGCGUGGCAAUGAAACUACCAAUGGAUCUCGACACUCUUUUCAUGUACGAAUCGGAUGGGCUUGCAAGGUUUAGUAGUUUGGUUUUUAUGUCAACGGCGAUGGCUAACUUUAUGUUAUCUUUGGGCUCCAUGGAGGAUAAAGAGAUUCUGAUGAAUGUUGUUGCUCUUGCAAUUCUUGUAAUAACAAUCAUGGUUAACUUUUGGAUACAAGUUUUCCAGCUGCGGAGCUUUUUGGGCUACGACACCGGUAACAUGUUUUCUGCAAGUUCGAUGCUUCUUUUGCUUGCCACCUUCAUUUCUUCGGCAAUCACACUCCCGACAAGUAAAAGGAGUUUGGAGUCAAAAUACCAAGAGAUGCACAAGGUGACAAUGAGGGAAGAAGGGACAAUGAUGACAGGGCGGGGAUUCAAAUCCAACAAAUGGAUGAUCCAUGGGAUGAGGAAGUAUUGGGUGAUGGCAAAGACUAGCGACCUUCAAUUUGUGAUGGCACGUUCAGUCUUUUGCACUACUUCAAGUGUUAUUUGCUUAAUCGCUGCUGUCCUUUUAGUGUUUAAUUAUAUUAGAUGGUUUAAGCUUGUGGGACUGACGCUCGGACAAUCCCAUUCUGUAUAUGGACGUUACACGAAAUGGGUUCUAAUACUUCAAACAAUAGGGGUGGUGCUGGGCACAAUUGCGCCUUUAUGUCGUUGGUUUACGGCUGUCAGAUUCAAGUGCUUGAUGACUUGUCGUAAAAUUAGUCUUAUGGAGGAACUCAAAAUUGAGGCACACUGGACCCAGACUCUUGUUCAUUUGAGAGACAACUUCUCAGGUUUGCAAUUUUACAACAGCACGUGCAGGGCAUAUCUUCAUGAUGCAAAAUGGUUCGUUCUAACUUUUUUCAUUGGAGUUCAGAUUAUGAUGGUUCUAAUUAGCAAGCUGCUUGUCCUCAUUCCUGCCUUACUUGUAACUCCAAUUCUCAUGUGCUUCAAGAAGUUGAAGACACAGUGUUCAUCUCAACUUACAACCUUAAAUAGUUCUAUGGGAUCUAAAUCAAGUGGCGAUGCAGAGCUAAAUCUCAGUCGUUUUGUUCUUCUACUUGAUGGAGAACCAGAGCUACCCGAGAGGACUCUAAAGAACAUUCUUUACCAGGCAGAUAAAGUCAUCGAAAUGGGUAAAAAACAACAACCAAAAGAUCUGAUACAGCUUCUAGAAAACUUCAACAACUUCAGUGGUGUAAGAGAAUUUGAUUGCUCCCAAGUUCCAAGUCUGCAUUCUCAAGAACCUCCAAAUUGCUGGUCUCUACCACUGGUGACUCUUACAAGCAUCGCAAUUUCACUUCCAAACAUCGCGAACAAUCACAACAGGAUACAAUUAAUGAGUAGUGUGAUUGAAGGGUUGUCUCUGGUGAAGCUCAUAGAGAAAACGCUCGAUGAAAAUGAUGAACUCAUGAACAUCAGAAACGCUGCAGACGUUGUUUGGUCCAGAGUUGCAAUUUACCGGAAGUGGCAAGAGAUCGAUCUCAGAAGGAUAUCUAUCAGAUGCAAAAGCUCCAAGAAUGUACUACAAGAACUCUCUAGCAGUGCUGAAACGACAAUGGUCGAGUUCAAGAGAAAAGUAAAUGAUUUCCUCAUGGAAAAUCCUCUCAAUUGGCCACCUAAACUCAUAGCUGCUAAUUCAAUGUAUCGGAUCACCCGAACUAUUUUGCUGCUCUACCAAGAGGAAAAUGAGCAAGUUGAGGUGGGAUUGUUCGAGCGAUUAUCUAUCAUGAUUGCAGAUAUUAUGGCAGCUUGUUUCACAAAUUUAGCACAUGUGAUGAUUACCAUGUGUCAUCGGAAGGCAAUAGAAAAACGAGAAAAAAGCGUGCACGAAGCGUUUCUCCUUUUUGGUAAAACAGGACAAAUUCGUGAACUUCUCCAACGACAAGAAUGGCCACCUCUGGAUCAUGACAAGGCAGCAUACAUUGAAGAGUGGCGUGCUUUCUUCUUGCAAGAUAAUGAUAAUCCAAUGACCUUCACUUCAACUUCAAGUGAUGAAGAGCAGGAAAAUCCAGUUUCCAAUGGUGAGCAAAUAACUGUUACGGUAGACAGAUAA